Molecule: messenger RNA, 1391 nt
Organism: Cavia porcellus (domestic guinea pig)
Lineage: Eukaryota; Metazoa; Chordata; Mammalia; Rodentia; Caviidae
Gene: Vma12
Product: transmembrane protein 199
Exons: 6
Coding region: 33-659 (208 amino acids)
Biological process (GO): vacuolar proton-transporting V-type ATPase complex assembly
Cellular component (GO): endomembrane system
Source: RefSeq, a predicted model, not a curated record
GGGGAAUCACGUGAUCCUAGAGCGGGCUAGAUAUGGCGUCUUCGUUAGUAGUAGGUGAACGGCUGGUACGCGCUCUGAGGCCUGGCGGGGAGCUGGAAUCAGAGAAGCUGCCCCGGAAGCUGCGGGCCGAGCUCGAGGCCGCGCUGGGAAAGAAGCACACGAAUGCUGAUGGCCCCGAUGGCCCUCGACGCUUGGUUUCCUUCCGUCUGAUCCGAGAGCUGCACCAGCAUCUCAGAGAAAGAGGUUCCACACUGUAUCUUCAUGAGCUUUUAGAAGGCAGUGAACUCUAUCUUCCAGAGGUUGUGAAGCCUCCUCGGAACCCAGAGUUAGUUGCCCGACUGGAGAAGAUUAAGAUACAUCUGGCCAAUGAAGAAUAUAAACGGAUCACUCGCAAUGUCACCUGUCAGAAUUCUCGGCAUGGUGGGACUCUCAAUGACUUGGGAAAGCAAGUUAGAUCAGUGAAGGCUCUGGUCAUCACCAUCUUCAACUUCAUUGUGACGGUGGCAGCUGCGUUUGUCUGUACUUACCUUGGAAGCCAGUACAUCUUCACAGAAAUGGCCUCACGUGUGCUGGCUGCAGUGAUUGUGGCCUCAGUGGUGGGUCUCGCCGAACUGUAUGUCAUGGUACGGGCAGUGGAAGGCGAACUGGGAGAGCUGUGACGGAUGCUUCAUCAGAGUCUGCAGAAGGUUUUGGGAUCAUCAGGCUUCCAGCUGCCAAUCAGUGAUCCUGUGAGACUUCUUUUACUCAGCUUUAGUUAGAGGACCAAACCAGCCACCUGCUGUUUCUAUGAGGAGUCCUGUCUUCUGUAAAUUUCCAGAAAAAGUAAUGGAGGAGAUACAGAUGAUACUUAUUUUAAACUAAAAGAACUGGUCUCUCGGUAUCUUUUCCUGAACCCAUUGCCCAGUCCAUUCUGAGCACUGCCAAAACUGGGCUUUUUCCAUCAGGAAUAAAUGGAAUCCAGGCCUCCCCAAAAGUAAGACCAUGCUGCCUCGAACCUGGCCUAAUGCUCAUGCCUUGGAGCACGGUGGUAAUUGAGAGCAGAAGCCACCAAGAAAGAAAAAGCCUUCAUCUCUGCAGUGUGUCCUGGAAGGAGAACUGAUUAGAGCACAGAUACCCAGUAAGAGAAAACCAGCUUUGUACAGGAUGGUCUUUUAGACAGGGAAAUGGUAUUAACCCCCUUUUCCAGAAGGCAGAAAAGACCCAGAGGGAUCAAAUAACCAGCUGUGAGCCUUCUGUUAAGUUUACCCAAAGCCUCCUACCUUGUCUGGAUGUCUCUGUGUAAUAUUAAACUUCUGAGAACCUAAGUGGUGUGAUGACAGAAUUUGCCUAUUUAAGACACUUUAAAAGGUGUCAGCCUCAGUCACUUAUCCAAUAAAUAUUUAUUGUGUCCA